AAGGAGUCAGGUUUACGGUGGCUGCUCCGUGAAAAGUAAAGUUCUCGAUUUUUCCAGAAACGAGUCAAAUGGCGGCGGAAAAUACGGUUGGCCUUGACCAGCAAGUGAGUUGGAUCUAUAUAUAAGACGCUCUUUCUUCCUCUCUGUUCUAAUUUGGCGCAGUAUUAACUAAACACUUAAAGUCAGUUCUCUAUACUGGAGUUCUAGCGCCCCAUAAAAAUCUGGAAAGAAAAGAAAUUAAGACUUAACAAAAUGGCGUAAACGAAAUAAGCGGGUAUAGCAACGACGUUACAGAUUAGUCCAUAGGAUUCGCAUAAUGGCGGCUUUUGUUUGCGAACGGGAGUUUCUUUAAAUACGUGUGUGGCGGUUCAUGAAAGGGAACUUGUUUUUCUCUAUAAUUCUUGGAAUUAUUGUGUUCACAUCGGGUGGCCUCUAAUUCCUGAUGUUUGUGCGUGAAUGUAAGUCGAUAAAAGAACUGACGCCACAAAUUUUGCUUGGCGUUUAGAAAAUGCUGCCUUAUAAUGAGGAAAUGGCGGCGGGCUUAGGCCGUGCUGCGGUUCUACAGGGCCUAACCAGCGCGAGAGUUCGUAUUUAUUUAUACUUAUCUGAUACUGUUCUUCCACAGUAGUCCCUUUUACCCCUCUCCCGCGGUGUGUAGGUAGAGGGACUUCCUAUUUUUCUGAGUUCUGUGACGCAGGAAAACCGAAGGGAAUAGACCAGAGCAGAGACGAUAAAAGAAUGCCUGCAGUGUACUUCUCUUGACAGUAGUCUGCAAAUAAUGGAGGUUGGAGCUUGUUGGGAGAUGAGGCUUCUUUUCAUUCACAGCAUUUAGAUCGCUGAGACCAGUAGGGUUUUGUUUUGGUUGGUUAACUGUUUGUUUGGGGUUUUUUGUUUGUUUGGUCGGUUGGUUGGUUUUUUCUUUUCAUUCUAACCACCCCUCCCCCCUUCUUCUUUCUUCUGCCUGGUCUCCUCUCCUCUCGUUUCUUUUCUUGGCUUUUUGAGACAGAGUUUCUCUGUGUAGCCCUGGCAGUGCUAAAACUUGCUCAGUAGAUCAGGCUGGCCACCUGCCUCUGCUUCCCAAGUGCUAGAAUUAAUGGCGUGUGCCUGCACUACCACUGAAUCCGCUUGGGUCUUUCUUAAACCUAGAUCACACAACAAAGUACUUAAAUAUUUCGUUGUGGUUGUUAGGCAAAAAAAAAAAAAAAAAAAAAAAAAGAGAGAGAGAGAGAGAGAGAUUUUCUUUUUGCCAGUGGAGAAAGACAACAUUUUAGGUAAAAGUUGCCACGCAGUGGUUACACACAACAUUACCUUUUGAGAUGUCCAGAACCGGAAAGAAAAGCCUCCGUUACUGCUACUGGAUUUUUGCCCUGCCGAUACCAUGUCUUUUGUUACUUAGAAAGUUUAAAUUGAUAUAACUUGACCUUCCCACCUCCCCUCCCCCACCUCACACCUUUAAAAGAGGUUUUUGUUUGUAUAUUGAGGAGUAUAUGACCUAGUCCAUGCUGUUUUAACAACAGCUCUACUAAACUUUAGCCCUAGUACACUUGUUAUUUUUAUUUUGAACCAAUGGCUAAUAAAUGUCCUUGCAACCUCAGCUAUACAGUAAUUUAGUAGUAUUUUUGUACUCAGUAUAGACACACAAAUGUUCAAGAAAUACAUUUGUAGAUGCAUGGCACAUUGCUUUUUUUAUAAAUGAACACCUGAAACUCCGCCUUAUAAUACAUAAUACAAGAAGUGCUAGAAACCAAAAUAACCUUUAUUCUGUCUUAUAUUCUGCCAGUAUAAAGAAGGGUAGAGAUAAAAGAUAAUGUAUGUCUAUCCCUUAUUAGCUUGAUAACUAACAAAAGACCUCCAGCUUAACCUAUUUCUUGCUGAUGUUUUCUUGCAGAGCACCCAGGUUCAAUUCCCGGCAUCCAUAUUGUAAUUCAUCCCCGUAACUUCAAUCCCAGGGGAUCCAAUGCCCACUUCCUUAGGCACCAAUAAUGUGUAUGUUAUGCAGUUUGCUGGUCUUGACAUGAACUCAGAUAAUCAGAAUGGAGGAGUUAGUACAGAAAGCAAAGGGCGCUAUAUACCUCCUCACUUAAGGAACAGAGAAACAUCUAAAGAACUGAGGACCAAACCCAGGGCCUUGUGCGUGCUAGGUGUCUGUGAUAAGGACAAUUCAGGGUGGAGUAAAGAUAAAGAUGCCUACAGCAGUUUUGGAUCUCGGGAUUCCAGAGGAAAACCCAAUUAUUUCAGUGAUCGUGGAAGUGGAUCCAGAGGAAGGUUUGAUGAUCCUGGUCGAAGUGACUAUGAUUGUAUUGCCAGUCGUGACCGAAGUGGAUUUGGCAAAUUUGAACGAAGUGGUUAUAGUCGUUGGGGUGACAAAUCAGAUGAAGAUGAUUGGUCAAAACCACUUCCACCAAGUGAACGCUUAGAGCAAGAACUUUUCUCUGGAGGUAAUACAGGGAUUAACUUUGAGAAAUAUGAUGAUAUACCAGUAGAGGCAACUGGAAAUAAUUGUCCUCCUCACAUUGAAAAUUUCAGUGAUGUUGAGAUGGGAGAAAUUAUCAUGGGAAACAUUGAACUUACUCGUUACACUCGUCCUACUCCAGUUCAGAAACAUGCUAUUCCAAUUAUUAAAGAAAAAAGGGACUUAAUGGCUUGUGCUCAAACAGGGUCUGGAAAAACUGCUGCAUUUCUACUGCCCAUUCUCAGUCAGAUUUACACAGAUGGUCCAGGAGAGGCUUUGAAGGCUAUGAAGGAAAACGGAAGAUAUGGUCGCCGUAAACAAUACCCAAUCUCCUUGGUGUUAGCUCCAACAAGAGAAUUGGCUGUGCAGAUCUAUGAGGAAGCCAGAAAAUUUUCGUACCGGUCUAGAGUCCGACCUUGUGUAGUGUAUGGUGGUGCUGAUACUGUUCAACAGAUUCGGGACUUAGAACGAGGAUGCCACUUGUUAGUUGCCACACCAGGACGUCUAGUGGACAUGAUGGAAAGAGGAAAGAUUGGACUAGAUUUCUGCAAAUACUUAGUGUUGGAUGAAGCUGACAGGAUGCUGGAUAUGGGAUUUGAACCUCAGAUACGUCGUAUAGUUGAACAGGACACUAUGCCACCAAAGGGAGUUCGUCACACCAUGAUGUUUAGUGCUACUUUUCCUAAGGAGAUACAGAUGCUUGCUCGUGACUUUUUAGAUGAAUACAUCUUUCUGGCUGUAGGCAGAGUAGGCUCUACUUCUGAGAACAUCACACAGAAAGUAGUAUGGGUUGAAGAGUUAGACAAACGGUCAUUUUUACUUGAUCUCUUAAAUGCAACAGGGAAGGAUUCAUUGACUUUAGUAUUUGUGGAGACUAAAAAGGGUGCAGAUUCACUGGAGAACUUCUUAUUUCAAGAAAGAUAUGCAUGUACUAGUAUUCAUGGAGACAGAUCACAGAAAGAUCGAGAGGAGGCCCUUCACCAAUUCCGCUCAGGGAGGAAGCCAAUUUUAGUGGCUACAGCUGUAUGUAUAUUUUAUUUUUUAGUUAUUUUGUCUGACUGUUACUUUAAUUUAAUUAGUAUUAUUUUUCAGGUGGCAGCAAGAGGUCUAGACAUUUCAAAUGUGAAACAUGUUAUCAAUUUUGAUUUGCCAAGUGAUAUUGAAGAAUAUGUGCAUCGUAUUGGCCGCACAGGACGCGUAGGAAACCUUGGUCUUGCCACCUCUUUUUUCAAUGAGAGGAAUUUGAACAUUACGAAAGAUUUGUUAGAUCUCCUCGUUGAGGCUAAACAAGAAGUACCAUCUUGGUUGGAAAGUAUGGCUUAUGAACACCACUACAAGGGAAACAGCCGGGGACGUUCUAAAAGCAGAUUCAGUGGAGGAUUUGGUGCCAGAGACUAUCGACAGAGCAGUGGUUAUGCAAAUUCUGGGUUUAAUAAUAAUCGUGCCAACAGCAGCCGAACUAGUGGUAGUACCCACAACAGAGGAUUUGGUGGAGGUGGCUAUGGAGGUUUCUACAGCAAUGAAGGAUAUGGAGGAAAUUAUAACUCCCAGGCAGUUGACUGGUGGGGCAAUUGAAUUUGUGCCUAAAUCGUCAUUUCAUAUAGCUAAUAUGGAAACCACAUGUAACUUAGCCAGACUGUAUUGUGUAGCUUCAAGAACUUGCAGUACAUUACCAGCUGUGAUUCUUCUAAAAAUUCAUGAGAGCUCAAAGUCACAACCUGUAACCCUAUUCAAAAGUUGAUGUGAAGAAUUAUUGUAGUUGGAUUAAAUCCCUUCCUGCUUGGUUGCACCCUAAACUGCAUUUAUAAUUUGUGACUGAGGAUCAUUUGUUAAUGUACUGUGACUUUUGACUUUAAACAACUUAUCUGAUGUCCUGUUCGCUCAAUAAUGCUCAAGAUACCAAUUGUUUUAAUAAGUUAAUUGAACCUUGGCACACAAGUGUGAGACACCUUAACAGAAAUCACUUAAUUGCUAAAUAUGAUGGUGAAAGAAUUUAGGCAUAACCUGAAUAGGAAAUUUUUGGUAUAUGCAGAGUUGGUGGUAAAACUUUUUUUUUUAAGUUUGUAAUGUGGCAGACAAUACAAAGCUAAAGUUCUGAAUUGCUCACUCUAUCUUGGAUUGGCACUUAAACUUUUUAAAAAAUAUGAUUAUAUAUGGUUAUAUCCUUUAUUUUUGAAAGCACUAAUACAGAUCACUAGAAUGAUUCCUCAUUUACUAUUUUAAGUAAUUUACAUUGGCAUACUUCUACAGGAAAAUUAAAAAAUUUGGUGAGGAAUUUAGGAUAUAAAGUUGAGAUUUAUUUAAUGCCUGCCAUACAUAAAAAUGACAUAUUAAUGGCUGACCAUGGCAGUGACCAGAACAUAUCACAAUCUUGUUAAUUCUGGUCUUUAAUGCAUGCUAGUGUUGGUGUUUUUUGGUCAAGAGAGUAUGAACAGAAAGGAUUAUGCAGCAGCAGGCUUUUAUUUUUACACAGUCACAUUUUUUUCUGUUAAACUAUGUGGAAAUGUAAAAAAAAAAGGCUUACAUACAUAUUAUGUAAAUAUAAGAAUAACAAAUUGCAAUUGCUGAGGUCUCACAGGUUGGAUCUAUGUACUAAUUAUACAGUGCAGUUUUCAUAUAUUUUAGUUGCAUAGGUUUCCAUUGUAUUAUAGUCAUAUUUUAAUUUGCCAAAGAUGAUUGUCCAUCACUAAAAAUGCCUUUUACUUUGAGAAUUUCCUGGAUAGAAUACAAUACAAUAAAUUUCAAAACCUAAGACAUUAAAAAUGUCAUAAGUUAACAAAGUUUUCUAAAAGUGCAAUAGAUUUUUCAAGUGUAUUGUGCCUUGUAUUAAAAUUUUAUUAAAGUAGGUGUACUUGACAGUAUUAUCAAGGUCAUUUGUUACGGUGCUAUUUGAAUUUUAGCAGUUUAGACUGUACAUUUUGCCCAUAACUUUUUACAAAGUACUUAUUUUAUUGCACAUGAAGAGAAUUUUAUAUGUGUAUCUUAUGUACAAGUCCUUGAAGUUCCAAUUGGAGAUUGCUGAUUACAGUGUUUUACAGUGAUUACUUGGUUCAGAAAAUUUCCCUUGGACCUUGGAAUGAUAGUUAAGAAAACCUAUUUGCACAUAACAGACUUUGCUGCUAGUUUGUGUAAUAUUUAUUGAACAUUUUGACAAAUAUUUAUUUUUGUAAGCCUAAAAAUGAUUCUUUGAAAGCUUAAAGAAACUUGACCAAAAGACAGUAUAAAAACACUGGUAUUUGAAUGUUGAUUGUCACUGUAUAUGAAAUAGUAUAUUUUGGGUAGUGUGAGCUUUUAAUGUUAAGUUCUACUAAACUUGAGUCAAAUUAAUCUAACCCAGUAUUGGUGAUGUGGCUACACUUUUUUUUUUUUUUUUGACAAAAUGAAAGGCAAUUGGAAUAAUGACAUGCCAAGGUUUUGAUAUAUUUAAGAUACUAGUGAAAACUAAACAUUUUCUCAGUUUGUUUGAAUUUACAUGAUCUAUUUGUUUCAGUAUUGUAACUGUCUGGCAUAUUUGUAAUCUUCAAACAUGUGGUUAUAUCUUUGUGUUGCCAUAAACAGUGAUGUUUUACGUUCAUUUUUAUCAGCCAGCAAUAUUUUCAGUGUAUAAUGCAUCUAACUAGCUGAAUGUAAAUGUUAAAUUUAAGUUACUAUAAAGUUAGUAAUUGCUUUAUUGUGUUACUAUUAGAUGCUAGCGCUGCAUGUGCCUAAUCUCUCCUCAUUUUAUUAAAAUAAAAAGUAUAGCAAAAUGUUUACUAUACUUGUGAACUUGCAUGCUUGAACUAUUGGAAAUCUCAUUUUUAAUUAAUAAAACAAGGUAUUUGUAAAGUA
Rattus norvegicus (Norway rat) is the source of this 6280-nucleotide messenger RNA. Lineage: Eukaryota; Metazoa; Chordata; Mammalia; Rodentia; Muridae. The record is from RefSeq and is a predicted model, not a curated record.